Laccaria bicolor S238N-H82 is the source of this 1476-nucleotide messenger RNA. RefSeq lists its product as uncharacterized. The record is from RefSeq and is a predicted model, not a curated record. NCBI's taxonomy places the organism in Eukaryota, Fungi, Basidiomycota, Agaricomycetes, Agaricales, Hydnangiaceae. Bases 1 to 1476 code for a protein of 491 amino acids. The transcript is spliced from 6 exons.
AUGGCAGAGCUCACGAUCUCACCACCUUCAGACUACUUCGGGCACCAUCCCUCUCCGAGCACUACGAAUGUAAGAAACUACCAUGAUCAGAGCCAGCACCUGCACAACAACACGAUCUCACACUCUAACUUGCACCAUCCCUCCCCGCGCACUACAAAUGUGGAAAACUACCACGAUGAGAGCCAGCAUAGCCACACCCACCAUUACGUGAACAGUCAGAGUUUUGCUGGGGAGACCGUUUUUGGUACCACUAUCAUCAACGAGCAACACAGCAGUGGCCAUCCUGCCCUCUCCGAUGAUGUCGCAAGGCUCUUCAACGACACCGUCGUUGACUGUGCCAUUACAGCUAAUCUUGAGGUCCCACUCGCCCCGCAAGGUCAAGCUGGCGAUGGCGCCAAUCCGGCCGCUGAUACAAGCGACAUCGUCCUUGAUGAACUUCAAGAUCCAACAUUUACGCGAACGCCCGAACAAUCCUACGUUUACGUAGGUCAGCUCAAAAAAAUAAUAUUGAAGAUGAAAGAAGGAAAACACAUCCUGACGGAAGACGACCUGAACGACCUCAAUACAUCUUUAUUUGGAUCUAAUGCCGCCAGUCGUGGUAUACUAGGUUAUGAUCGUGACUAUGUUCGGUGGAAACUCAGGGACGGGUCUCAAGCACCAAUUGUUGCCGACUUCUUAGAACAGAUGAGGCGUCUCUCGCAAUUUGUUCAGGGGAUGGGGGGAGGUGAAACGAUUGCGCAGCUUGUGAAUGCUCUGAGGUUAUCCGAGACUGGGGACGACACCGUCAAAAGACUUCAAGCAUGGCGUCUUCUCUGGUUGUCUCUGCUCUUCGAUCACUCGAUGGUAAUUGGAAGUCAGAGUUUAAAAACCCAAAUCCACUCCUUCUUUGGCCUUCCCUGUCCCGGAUUCCAACGUUCUUUCAAUAUCACACUUAAACAUCUCGUUGAGGUCGAUAUAGAAGUAAUACCAACGGAGAACAUCAGGGAACAUUUUCAGCUAGACGGGAAGAAAUUGAAGGUUUUGAGACUUAGCCCUGUCGAUGCGAUUAGCCUGGCGAGUUAUAACAAUAACUUGAUUGCUCGGGCGUUUGGCGUAGAAACGUUGGGGUCCGAGAUCUUACACUCUCUUUAUGUACUUUACGGUCGGGACCGGUACAGGAUGGAAGCAGAGGCACUCGGACUGGGGCCAAAUUGGACGUGGAACGAAGUCAUACGCCGAGAAGACUUUUUACGCAAUAGGGAAUGCCAGCCCCAGGUUUUGAUGCGUCGAGUCUAUUCUCUUGAGAAACUUAUUCGAUAUCGCCGCUCUUGGCUGCCCUCUUUGAUACGAGAUGUGCGUAAAAGCAAACGCCAGCAGCCUUUUGUGUUUUGGGGCUCCGUUCUUGCGAUUUUGUAUGGAACGUCUUCAAUUUUACAAACUCUGGCCUCGUUUUGGUCUGUCGUUUUAGUUUAUAAACCGCCUUCCCAUCCAUCUUGA